Molecule: messenger RNA, 4376 nt
Organism: Athene cunicularia (burrowing owl)
Lineage: Eukaryota; Metazoa; Chordata; Aves; Strigiformes; Strigidae
Product: vasotocin-neurophysin VT
Exons: 3
Coding region: 305-799 (164 amino acids)
Cellular component (GO): extracellular region; secretory granule
Molecular function (GO): neurohypophyseal hormone activity
Source: RefSeq, a predicted model, not a curated record
GGGGUGAGGUGGGAUUCACCAGCCCUGAGCUCUGCUGCUUGCGCUCCUGCACUGAAUCACCUCAAUUACAGAUUCACUUGGAUGCGAUUUGGGAAGAAAGGGAAAGAAAAAAAAAAAAGGGAAAAAAAAAGCGCACAACAAAAAAAACAACCCAGCCCUCUUUUUUUCUUCCUUCUCCUCCUCCUCCUCCCCUGGGAAGGGGCGACAGCAGCAUAAAUAGCGGCUGGCGCAGCACGGGGCCAGCUGCAAAGCGAGCGGCCGGCUUCCCCUGGCACGCGUGGCACGGCGGCGGGCACCCUCCACCAUGGCAGAGCCUUCGCUGCCCCUCUCCUUCCUCUGCCUCCUCGCCUUGUCCUCUGCCUGCUACAUCCAGAACUGCCCCCGGGGCGGCAAGCGGGCCCUGGCCGACACAGCCCUCCGACAGUGCAUGCCCUGUGGCCCCGGGAACAGAGGCAACUGCUUCGGCCCUGGCAUCUGCUGCGGCGCGGAGCUGGGCUGUUACCUGGGCACGGCGGAGACGCAGCGCUGCGCCGAGGAAGACUACCUGCCUUCACCCUGCCAGGCCGGCGGGCAGCCCUGCGGCUCUGGCGGCCGCUGCGCCGCGCCCGGCAUCUGCUGCACCCCCGAAACCUGUGCGAUGGACGCCGGCUGCCUGGCUGAGGGCGGUGACGGGGCUCAGGAGACGGCGGAGAAGAAUCUGACGGUGCUGGACGGCUCGGCUGGAGAUUUGCUCCUCAAGCUGAUGCACUUGGCAAACCGGCAGCAGCAGCAGCAGCAGGGCAAGCACCCCCUCCUCUGAACUGGGGCGCCGGGCGUCCCCCCCUCACCCUCACCGACCCUCCCUCACCCCAGCCUUGUAAAUACCAGACCCAAUAAAAGUCCUCGUGCACUGUGGUGGCUUAGUCUGGGAUCAACAGGGGACCCAUCCUGGGCUUGGGGAUGGGGGGGGCCAGUGUUGGUGGGUCUUUAUCCCCCCCCCAAACUCCCACCCAGCCCUGUGGGGUUCAGCUCGCCUCCGCAGAGGUUUUGCUGGGCUGGGUGCAGGAUUUGGCCCCGUCCUCACAGCGCUAAGAAGCUCAGGCAGAGCUGGCCUUUGGGAUCUGGCCACCGAGUCCCACCCCAGGUGCUCUGGUAGCACCCCUGGGUGCUGAGCACCCCCCUCCUCAGCACCUCCAGCCCCGGGAGAUGGGGGAUGGCUGGGAUGUGUCACCAUCGUGUUACCUCUUGGCCAAGACCCCUCUUCUGUGGCAGAUUUGGGGCCUCAUUGCGUUCAGGAACCGGGACAACAGGCAGCUUCAAGCCACGUCUAGUAAAAAUGAUAAAAAGUAAGGAAAACCACCCAAAAAAACCCUAAGAGCGGAAAGGUUUGGGUUCCCAACAUCACACAGCCCCCAGGGCUGGGCUCAUCUUUCCCUUCCACCGCUCACCAAACUGGUUCCCUCCAGACCCCAAUGGACAGGAUCAGCCCGCGGUUAUUCCACCAUCACCCCCCCAGUUCGGGGUACCGUUACCCCAACCCUCUCCCCGGGUCUCUUACCCUGCUGGGGUCCCUGCUCCGGGCUGGGAUCUGGCCACAGCGCGAGGGACACCUCGUCCUUUAUAAUGUCCCCGAGGGAGGUGGCACCUCCGGGGAGGUGGAGCUCCUCCGCGCCAGCGGGACCCAUCCUGCCCCCGGCGUCUCCCCACGCCUCAAAGGGGGGUGCAGGAUGAGCCCAGCGCCUGCUCCCCGCAACGAGCAGCUUAUCCCAGCCCUGGGGAGGUGGGGGGGAGGACCCCAAAAUCUCCCCAAAAAUAAUUGGGAAAGGGGCAGUGCCAAUGUGGAUGGGUGACCCUGAGCUGGACGCCUGUGAGACGAAAAAAUUGAGCUGUUAAACCCAGCCUUGGCACUCGGCCUGUUUCGGGGUGCAGGAUGUGAACCCCAACAUCUCCUGCAGCAGCGGGGAUAUGUCACUGAGCAGGGAUGAUGCUCCAGGCUGACAGGAGCCAUCACAUUGGGGUGUCGUGGUGCCAAAAAACACCAGGAACUGAUAACUGUUUUUUUUUUUUCUCCACACUUCUCUCCCCAAAAUGCACCCCAACCCCACCCACGGGGGUCUGGGCGCCCCCAAACUGGCCACAGGGGCUCUGAGAUGGUGAUUUUCCACUCCCACAGGCAGGGUAGAGCCGCUGAGCCAUCAGACAGCAGGUGCUGAGCCCCAUUUCCAACCCAUUAACAUGGACCCCAGCGCCCAGCUUGUCCCCAGGGAUUAGGACUUGUCACCCACCUGACCCCGGGAGGGUGACAAGGACCUCACCCCCCACCCCUGCCGCCAUACUAAGUGACAAAUUUCGAAGCAAGGCCGUGAGGAUGAGCAGAGGUCACUGCUCUCCGGCUCCGGGCUGCCUAAUUCCCAAUUAAGCAGGCGCGGGGAGGGAGCGGGGUAACGUCUCCACGGAUGUUAUGCCUCGUCCGCAGCGGAGGAAUUUAUUCAAGGUGGGAAGCUCUUAAUUGCGGUAACGAAGGCGAGGGGUCGGGGUGAGCAGGACUCUGCAUGACCACAUCAGCCUUCAGCCCCAUCCUCGGUGCUGUUUCCCCGGGGGGGCUUUGUCUGGAGCUGACGUGGCCCAGCACAUCACGUUCAAGCCCUGAGCGCAGCCCGAGGGCAGAAAAAACAGGGAAAUUUGGUCACAUUCAAGCCCCAGGGCAGAAACAAGAGGGAAAUUUGAUCACAUUCAAGCCCUGGAUGCAGCCCCAGGGCAGAAACAAGGGGGAAUUUUUGUCAUGUUCAAACCCCAGACCCAGCCCCAGAGCAGAAAAAAACAGGAAAAUCAGGUCACGUUCAAGCCCUGGGCACAGCCCUAGGGCAGAAACAAUGGUGGAACUUUGUUCACGUUCAAGCCCUGGGUGCAGCCUCAGGGUGGAAACAAGGGGAAAUUUGAGUUUUCAGGCCUUUGCUGCUGAAGUUUGUUUUUUUCAGGCUGCUGAUAGAUGAAAGCAGGCAGGGAUGGGCUCUGUGUCACCCCAGUGUUGAGCAUCCCCCCAAAGGCAGGCAGAGAUGGGUGAAAAUUCCCCGCCCUGCAGCUGCUCCUGGAGGAGGAUACAGGUUUGGUUUCCCCCCUCCCCAGAAGGGCUUUGCAGCCCAGGGAUGCACAAACUCCCCUGCUCGCCCCACUCCCGGGAGAAACACCCACCUCCAUCCCUACCCGACCCCACCAGUGGGACAAGGGUUGGCAGAGACAGGACCCAGCCCCGAGCAGCAUCCGCAGCCUCCACAAUCGUCACCAAAGAGAAAACCAAGCCCUUGGCCUUGACCUCACGUCCUCGACCUCCGGCUAUUAGGUGUGGAAAGCAAUGCCUUGUGGUUUUUAAGGGAAACGGGUGACGCUGGUGCCAGCGUGUGUAAGGAGGAGCUGGUGCUCUAUAUAUACACGACGGCUCGCCGGGGGGGGAAGACGCCAAAAAGCUUCCUGGCCCGCAGCCAUGCCCUGCAAGGCGCUCGCCCUCUGCCUCCUGGGGCUCCUGGCUCUCUCCUCCGCUUGCUACAUCCAGAACUGCCCCAUCGGGGGCAAACGCGCCGUCCUGGACAUGGACAUCAGGAAGGUACGUCCUGGGGGGGCUGCAAAACCUCCUACCCCACUCCCUUCCCUUCUCCCAACCUUCCUGGGGGGUACGGUGGAAGGAUGAGGGGAAAGGCUCAACCUAUCCCCAGCUGCUUUCCCAAAUAACUCCCCACACACACUUUUCUUCCCCCUUUUCCCCACACAGUGCAUGCCCUGCGGCCCCAGGAACAAGGGUCGUUGCUUUGGUCCCAACAUCUGCUGCGGGGAAGAGCUGGGUUGUUACAUCGGCACCUCCGAAACGCUGCGGUGCCAGGAAGAAAAUUUCUUGCCAACCCCCUGCGAGUCGGGGCACAAAGCCUGUGGCGGGAGCGGAGGGAGCUGCGCAGCCCCCGGCCUCUGCUGCAGCAGCGGUGAGGGCAGCGCCGCGUCCUCCUCGGGCACCAGAGGGAAUUCAGGGUUCUGAUAUCAAAGUCGGAGAGGGGACGUCACCCAAGGGACCUUCUUGGUCCUGUCUGUCUAUUCCAUCCUGCUCCCCAACUGCCCCACUCAGGGCAGACCCCAGGGAGAGUAAAAACAGACUGAGGUUUUGGGGUGAGAGGCCAGCAGCCAAAUUUAGGGGCUGAUCAAGCACCCCCUCCUGCUUGUAUUGUUUUUUCAAAAAUCCUACCCUCCUCCCCAACUCAGAUGCUACCAGAGAUCCUGCAACAAAUCCUGGGGAGCUAGAGGGCACUGAGCACACGAUCUCACUCUUUUGGGGGGUGGGGCUCGGCGGGCUGGUCUGUGCCUUCUCUUUUCACACAGCGCUCUCCCCAUUCUCUACCCCCGCAGAGGGCUGC